This is a messenger RNA of Suillus subaureus, 276 nucleotides long. RefSeq names its product cytochrome b-c1 complex subunit 8. NCBI's taxonomy places the organism in Eukaryota, Fungi, Basidiomycota, Agaricomycetes, Boletales, Suillaceae. Bases 1 to 276 code for a protein of 91 amino acids. Gene Ontology annotation, biological process: mitochondrial electron transport, ubiquinol to cytochrome c. The record is from RefSeq and is a predicted model, not a curated record. The transcript has 4 exons.
AUGCGUCCCACCGCUGCACGUCUAAAUGGAAUGCCUGGACGUAUCAUGCAAAAACAGAGAGGAGUUGUUGUUUACACUGUCUCUCCAUUCAGGCAGCGGGGCUCAAAAGGCAUAAUUAAAGGCUGGCUAUUCAACGGCUACAGGCGUCUUGCUGCCCAAGUUCCCUACUGGAUAGUCCCCUUUGCUAUUGGAUAUGGAACGUACACUUGGGCUAAACGUCGUGACGCUUGGCAGAACAGCAAGGCUGGUCAUAUUGCGCUGGGUGACCACCACUGA